This is a messenger RNA of Gracilinanus agilis (Agile Gracile Mouse Opossum), 1670 nucleotides long. It is a transcript of the gene RCN2, whose product is annotated as reticulocalbin 2. NCBI's taxonomy places the organism in Eukaryota, Metazoa, Chordata, Mammalia, Didelphimorphia, Didelphidae. The transcript has 7 exons. Gene Ontology annotation, molecular function: calcium ion binding. The record is from RefSeq and is a predicted model, not a curated record. Bases 1 to 975 code for a protein of 324 amino acids. Gene Ontology annotation, cellular component: endoplasmic reticulum.
AUGCGACUGAGGCCGGGUCCAGGGCGGCCGCUGCUACUAGUGCUGCUGUUGCUGCUGGGUACGGGUGCGGUGGCGGCGCGGGGCGCGGGCGAUCCUGACGACCCUCACUACCCGGAGGGCGAGCACCGCACCGAGUACGACCGCGAGGCGCUGCUGGGCGGCCAGGCAGAAGCAGAUGAAUAUGAGAAACUCACCCCAGAAGAGCAGCAGAAGAGACUGAGAGCGAUCAUUAAGAGAAUCGAUGUGGAUUCUGAUGGUUUCCUGACUGAAAAUGAACUCAGCACAUGGAUCCAGAUGUCCUUCAAACACUAUGCCAUGCAGGAGGCCAAGCAGCAGUUUGUUGAAUAUGACAAAAACAGAGAUGAUGUGGUGACGUGGGACGAGUACAACAUUCAGAUGUAUGACCGCGUGAUUGACUUCGAUGAAAAUACGGUUUUGGAUGAUGCGGAGGAGGAAUCUUUUAGGCAGCUUCAUUUAAAGGACAAGAAACGAUUUGAAGAAGCCAAUAAAGAUUCAGAUCCUGGUCUGAACCUUGUGGAAUUUAUUGCUUUUGAACAUCCCGAAGAGGUCGAUUACAUGACGGAAUUUGUCAUUCAAGAGGCUUUAGAAGAACAUGACAGAAAUGGCGAUGGGUUUGUUAGUUUAGAAGAAUUCCUUGGUGACUACAGGCGAGACCCAACUGCAAAUGAAGAUCCAGAAUGGAUACUUGUUGAGAAAGACAGAUUCGUGAAUGAUUACGACAAAGAUGGGGAUGGGAGGCUUGAUCCUCAGGAACUUUUGUCUUGGGUAGUGCCCAAUAAUCAGGGGAUUGCACAAGAAGAGGCUCUUCAUCUAAUAGAAGAAAUGGAUUUGAAUAAUGACUCGAAGCUUUCGGAGGCAGAAAUUAUGGAAAAUAAGGAUUUGUUUCUUACCAGUGAAGCCACUGACUAUGGGCGGCAGCUCCACGACAAACAUUUCUACCAUGAUGAGCUGUAGAAACACCAUUUCUCUGCCUCUGUUCGCAGGGCUGACAACUUUGUCAUCUGUUAACUAGCUUGACUUGGAGGAUAUCCAGUGUUGUGAUAUUAGGAUUGCCAUUCUAAGUUUUGCCACAUUCAAACAUUAUUAUAGAUUAUGGUCUUGGCCUUUUAGCAGAAAAACAAAGUGAACACAAGCAAACAUAGAUUUUUAAAAGGUAUUUAAGAAAUACAAAAUUAACAUUUUGCCAAAUGAAAAAAUCGAACUGUUCCUCAAUAUUCCCUAAUAUAGUACUUAAGUAGAUGGAGCAUUUGAGUUAUAUUACCAUACUUGAAUAAAAUGGAGGAUUUAAAUGAUGCCUGGACAUUAUGAUGUAAGUAUAAGUGACUAAGGUACUAGUACUUUUUGUUUAGUUUUAUGUAGAAUUUAAUAAUUUUGAAGGAAGGAGAAUGGACAAUGUUUAGGUUUAGUGUUUGUGUUAAAACCUUCAAAGGAACUUCCUAAAGGACUUACAUCUCAUAUGUUUAUGUGGAGAGGUUCUGUUUAAUUUUUAAACUGAUUUCUAUAGAGGGUUUUAUUGUAUGAAAUAGACCUUUAUAUUUUUGCAUCUGUAUAGAUAGUAAUUAUAUUUAAUGUACAACUCUAUAGCAUUAUGGUGUGUGGAAUUUAACAUUGUCCAGAACCUUUUGCAUUUUUGACUGAUUAAAAAGGAA